AUGUAUAUACAACAAAAUUAUUCAUUUUGGCAAUAUGCACCUUAUACUGCUUUAGUAUUUCAUCUUUUAUUUAUUACACAUCGACCUAUUCAAAUGAAAUAUCCUCAAAAACAACUUGAAAUGCAAAAUAAAUUACGUACAAAUACAACAACAAUUGAAACAAUGUUAAAUGAUAUAAUACCUAAUCUUCGUCAAUAUCUUAAUAAAGACAUUAUUAUUCUCGAUAUUCUUCCAUAUAUGUUUGAAAUUCUUCAACCACGUCUUCGACAAACAAAUAUUGCAUUAUUUACUAAUAAAGAAAUGCGAGAUAUAAAAACAUUAAUCGAUGUUAUGAUAACAUUUAAUUUAUCAUACAUUCAACAACGAACUGCUAAUGGUGAAAAUGCAUUUGUACUUGAACCACCUGUUGACACAGUUACUUAUUUUUCUGGUACACAUGAAAAGCGUGGUUUAUCAUUUGGUAUACGUCAAAUGAUAUUUAAAGAAUUAAUUAAAGAACGUGUUAAACGAAAUAUUCGUCUUAAAUCUGAUAAACAAGAAAUGUUAGUUUCAGUUAAACGUCAAGUUGAUUUAACACCUAAACCAAAACCAUCUCAUGUAGAUAUGAUUAAAUUACAACCAAAGGUCAUUACUUCAAAUGGAACAAAUGUUACGAGAGAUUUUUUUGCUAAAUUUAAACUUGGUUCAAAAAAUUCACAAACAACAUCAAAAUCAUUUGAUCAAAUUGAUUCAAUUAAUAAACCAAUUGAACGAAAAGCAUUAAUUUCAUUUGCAUACAAUGAAGGUUUUUCGGAUGCUAUACGAUGUAAAAUUAAAAUUCAAGAUCUGCUCUAA
Rotaria sordida is the source of this 834-nucleotide messenger RNA. The record is from the annotation of a GenBank genome assembly. NCBI's taxonomy places the organism in Eukaryota, Metazoa, Rotifera, Eurotatoria, Philodinida, Philodinidae.